AUACCAAAUUUAGUUGCUUUCGCAUAUUUAGAAGGCGGUGGUCUGUGGCAGAAAAGUGACGCAGAUCCCAAACCAUUGCAGCGCCUUUUCAACUAAGCAAGCUGAAACCUGGACAAACGUCCUCUUACCUUCAAAACGUUUAUAAGGACAACCUCUGGCUCUUACUCUAGAUCGAUUCGAUCGUUAAUAUUGAUACGCUGAGUAUGCCUCCGAUCCGAACCUCCCGCAACCGCAAACCACCUCCGGCGGGGUUCGAUGACAUCGAGGACACUCUGCUUGAGUUCAGUAAUAAGAUGAAAGACGCAGAGAAUGCGCCACACGAUGGCAAGAGGAAACAUGAGAUGCUAUGGCCAAUAUUUCAAAUAACCCAUCAACGCUCAAGAUAUAUCUUCGAUUUAUAUUACGAAAAGGAAGCUAUAUCAAAGCAACUAUAUGACUGGCUUCUCAAGAAUAACUAUGCGGAUGCUAACUUAAUUGCUAAAUGGAAAAAGCAAGGUUACGAAAAGCUUUGUUGUCUCCGUUGCAUUCAGACCAAGGAAACGAAUUUUAAUGCCACGUGUAUUUGCCGCGUUCCAAAGGCCCAACUGAAAGAAGAUCAAACGAUGCAAUGCGUUAGUUGUGGAUGUCGAGGUUGUGCCAGUAGCGAUUAGCAUUGAUCUGCCAACACUGUCCCGAGGGUUCAAGCUUGGGAGCACAAAAAACGGAGAAAGAUGAAAAAGAAGAAUUGGAAUAUUCCCAUGUACAUGGUUUAAAUCGGGAUUCAUGAUUGUUUGGUUCAUACAAAGGCGUCCGGGCUGUAUUUGGUUCUUCUACUGCUUAUCUGGAAUAUUCCCCUCUGUGCCCACAUCUCUCUCCCUUCGGCUCUAUAUUCGAUAUUCCUUCUCAAUAAUGUUUCAGCCGAUCGCAAAAUGAUACCCCUACAAAGAACUGCGUACCGUUGUGCUCUAGUAUCUAGUCAAACGGACACGUACUUAACCGACUAGUGUUUCAAAGGAAUUCAUUGACAAAUGACCACUAAUUAUAGCUACAAUCAACAAUAAAAA
Aspergillus caelatus is the source of this 1043-nucleotide messenger RNA. Its product is annotated as BUD31 family protein. Gene Ontology annotation, cellular component: nucleus; spliceosomal complex. The transcript is spliced from 3 exons. Bases 204 to 650 code for a protein of 148 amino acids. NCBI's taxonomy places the organism in Eukaryota, Fungi, Ascomycota, Eurotiomycetes, Eurotiales, Aspergillaceae. Gene Ontology annotation, biological process: mRNA splicing, via spliceosome. The record is from RefSeq and is a predicted model, not a curated record.